Molecule: messenger RNA, 959 nt
Organism: Folsomia candida
Lineage: Eukaryota; Metazoa; Arthropoda; Collembola; Entomobryomorpha; Isotomidae
Product: acyl-CoA-binding protein
Exons: 3
Coding region: 176-649 (157 amino acids)
Biological process (GO): fatty acid metabolic process
Molecular function (GO): fatty-acyl-CoA binding
Source: RefSeq, a predicted model, not a curated record
AUACGAAUGUUAAGAUCGAUGUGGAUCGAUCCCUCGGCUUUUAUCAUGAUGUAACAAGUGCAAAGUCUCAGUCGGAUUUCAUUACACUUGGAGAAAAGUAGUUUCAUUUUCGACGUUUCGUAAGUAGAGUAGUAGAAAAAUUGAGAUUAUUUAUUGGCCUGUUUUUUUGGGAAAAAUGGACAAAGUGGUGAAAGCUGAGAUGGAGAAGGAAUUCCGUCAAGCCCUCCCAAAAGCUAGGAUGAUGAUGACCAAGAACGUCCUGAGCAAGGAGGACCUCAACAAGUUGUACGGUCUCUUUCAACAAGCCACGCAAGGGAAUUGCAACGACUGGAAAAUUUUUGGCUCCAUGAACCUGGUCGAUUUGGAUUCAAAGGCCAAAUUCAACGCGUGGGUGGCGAAUCGUGGCCUGUCGAAGCACGAAGCCAUGCAACGAUACGCGUCCGAAGUGAACAUUUUAGCGACCAAAUACGCCGUCGUGUUUCCCACGUCGAGGUCACAAUUUGGAUCCGCGUCUUCUUUCUCGACGUCGACCACGCCUUCCGUUUCGGACGUGGUGGAUUCCGAUACUCCCGCCGCCGUCGGAGGGGCUGGGGGUGACGACGCCGCCGGUGACGAUGACUCAAUCACGUCGGACACUUCCCUUCUUUAACUUUGUCGUCCAUGAUUAUUUAUAAAAAUGAAUGGUUUUCGGCCUAAAUUCUGCAAUACUCUGAUGAAAUUUUACAAAGAAAAACAACGGCCUUAAUUCACAACACUCUUUCAAAAUCACACUAUUUUUGUGACACGUUUUAAUGGAAAUCUACUAAUUUUCUUUAAGGAAUUGAGCUUUCUAAGCAGUAGUAAAUUGUAGUAUUUUACGAUAACGAGCUGUAGUGUGUAAAUUAAUUUGCUUAAUUUUUGUGUGCCUCUGCUUUUUUUCUAGUGCAAUAAACUAAUUUAUUUCCUGAUUUUUAAACCCA